Molecule: messenger RNA, 480 nt
Organism: Vombatus ursinus (common wombat)
Lineage: Eukaryota; Metazoa; Chordata; Mammalia; Diprotodontia; Vombatidae
Product: 60S ribosomal protein L36a-like
Exons: 1
Coding region: 1-480 (159 amino acids)
Biological process (GO): translation
Cellular component (GO): cytosolic large ribosomal subunit; ribosome
Molecular function (GO): structural constituent of ribosome
Source: RefSeq, a predicted model, not a curated record
AUGUAUCAAGUGAAGCCACAGUCUUCCACCGUCAUUCUUCGAAGCUGGUGGUCUUCUUCAGCUCGUUUAGUCCUGGCCAACUGCUCACCUAUGAGUGCUGGGCCAAGGGAUCCCAGCAGCCUGGACAUCAGAGAAGCCCAUUUGGAAGCACCCCUCUGCCCUUCAGUGAAUGUUCCUAAAACCAGCAGAACUGUCUGCAAAAAAUUCGGCAAGCACCAGCCUCACAAAGUGAUCCAGUACAAGGAAGGCAAGGAUUCCCUGUACGUGCAAGGAAAAAGGCAAUAUGAUCAGAAACAGAGUGGCUAUGGUGGUCAAACAAAACCAAUUUUCUGGCAAAAGGCAAAGACCACAAAAAAGAUUGUACUGAGGCUUGAAUGUGUGGAACCCAACUGCAGGUCUAAGAAGAUGCUUGCCAUUAAAAGGUGUAAGCAUUUUGAACUGGGAGGAGAUAAGAGAAAGGACCAAGUGAUCCAGUUCUGA